Molecule: messenger RNA, 3039 nt
Organism: Nymphaea colorata (pocket water lily)
Lineage: Eukaryota; Viridiplantae; Streptophyta; Magnoliopsida; Nymphaeales; Nymphaeaceae
Product: linoleate 13S-lipoxygenase 3-1, chloroplastic-like
Exons: 8
Coding region: 156-2888 (910 amino acids)
Biological process (GO): lipid oxidation
Molecular function (GO): protein binding; metal ion binding; oxidoreductase activity, acting on single donors with incorporation of molecular oxygen, incorporation of two atoms of oxygen
Source: RefSeq, a predicted model, not a curated record
CGGAUGAUCGGCCAUCCAGGUGAUCCUACAGCUUCCCGCCUUCUCUCCUCCUCCUCCUCUUCUUCUUCUUGUUUGCUUCGAUCACUAGGAAAACAGAAAUUCUUUGCUUCCAUCACUAGGAAAGCAGGAACUCCAUUGGAGGAGAGAGUGGAAGAAUGGCUGCCAUCGUGAAAAUGGAUGGCCAAGUCACGAAGCGGCCCUCAUUUUUGGUGGGUGCCCCUCCGGUUUCCAUCGUAGAGAGGAGGAUGGUCUCCUUCGGACUGGGGACCGGCUCUCCCCUUCCGGCGGCCCGCACGAGGAAAUGCCUGCGGCCGACCAUGGCGGUGGUGAGCGACAGAGUGCAGACGGCCGCGGUGGCGGAGAAGGCCGUCAAGUUCAAAGUGAGGGCCAUCGUCACCAUCAGGAAAAAGAACAAGGAGGACCUCAAGGACAUCAUUGGGAAGCAUAUCGACGCCCUCUACGAUCGGUUGGGGAAGAACGUUCUCCUCCAGAUCGUCAGUACCGAAAUCGACCAGAAUACCAGGUCGGCGAAGAGGAGCAACGAGGGCGCGCUGAAGCACUGGCUCAAGAAGUCGAACGUCAACGCCGAGAAAGUGGAGUACACGGCGGAAUUCGAGGUGACGUCGGACUUCGGAACGCCGGGGGCCAUCACGGUGAUGAACCAGCACCAGAGGGAGUUCUUCUUGGAGAGCAUAGUGCUCGAAGGGUUCAUCGGCGGACCUGUCUAUUUCACAUGCAACUCCUGGGUUCAGUCCACCACUGUUCAUCAGGAGAAGAGAAUUUUUUUCACCAACAAGGCUUAUCUGCCGUCGGAGACUCCAGAAGGUCUGAAGUACCUGAGGGAGAAGGAGUUGAAGGAGAUCAGGGGAGACGGGUCAGGGACCCGGAAGCUCACCGAUCGGAUAUUCGACUUCGACGUCUACAACGAUCUGGGGAACCCGGAUCAAGGUAGAAACAUGCAGAGGCCAACGCUGGGAGGGGAGGAGAUUCCAUACCCGAGGAGGUGCCGUACCGGCAGGCCCCCCACGGAUUCCGAUAUAUCAUGUGAGAGCAGGAUCGAGAAGCCCAAUCCAAUGUACGUGCCGCGGGAUGAAGCUUUCGAGGAGAUGAAGCAGGAGAUGAUUAAGGAGUGGAGGCGCAGGGGGGUGCUGCACAACCUGAUACCUUCACUCAAGGCCUCCAUCUCGAAGGACAACCAUGACUUCAAGGGCUUCCUCGAGAUAGAAGGGCUCUACCGCGAGAGCCUGGUCCGCAAGUUUGGGCUCCACGAUGAGAUAUGGAAGAAGCUGCCUCUGCCCAAGCCUGUGAAGAAGAUCGAAGAAUCGAGCCUGGGCCACCUGAGAUAUGACACUCCCAGUAUUCUUUCCGUUGAUAAAUAUGCAUGGCUACGAGACGACGAAUUCGCCCGUCAGACCUUAGCCGGCGUCAACCCCGUGGGUAUCGAAAAACUGAAUGUGUUUCCUCCCGUUAGCAAGCUUGAUCCGGAAGUGUAUGGCCCCCCUGAAUCCGCCAUUAGAGAGGAGCACGUCAUCGGUCAGCUCGACGGCAUGUCGGUGCAACAGGCUCUCCAAGAAAACAAACUCUUCAUGCUGGACUACCACGACAUUUACAUGCCGUUUCUGGACCGGAUCAACAGCCAGGAUGGCCGGAAAGCCUACGCCACUCGCACUCUCUUCUUCCUCACGCCCUUGGGCACCUUGAAACCCAUUGCCAUCGAGCUGAGCCUUCCGCCGACGCUGUCCGGUUCCAGCUCGAAGCGAGUGCUGACCCCGGCGAGCGACGCCACCAGUCACUGGCUGUGGCAAUUGGCUAAGGCCCAUGUCUGCUCCAACGAUGCCGGCGCUCACCAACUUGUUAACCACUGGCUUCGGACUCACGCCUGCGUUGAGCCGUUCAUACUGGCAGCACACAGGCAGCUUAGCGCCAUGCAUCCCAUAAUGAAGCUGUUGCAUCCCCACAUGAGGUACACGCUCGAGAUCAACGCAAUGGCCCGGCAGAUCCUCAUCAACGCCGGAGGAGUCAUCGAGUCCUGCUUCACGCCGGGUCCCUACGGUAUGGAGAUCAGCGCCAUGGCCUACGACAAGGCUUGGCGCUUUGAUCAAGAGGGUCUGCCCGCAGAUCUUUUGAGAAGGGGCAUGGCCGUCGAGGAUCCAAGCCAACCACAUGGGCUUAGGCUGUUGAUCGAGGACUACCCAUACGCAGCAGACGGGCUGCUCAUCUGGUCCGCCAUUGAGACAUGGGUCAACGAGUACGUGUCCUACUACUACCCGGACGCGGCCACCGUCCAGUCGGACGCCGAGCUCCAGUCAUGGUACGCCGAGUCCGUGCACGUUGGCCACCGUGACAAGCGGCGCGAGAAAUGGUGGCCGACGCUGAACACCCCGGCGGACCUUGCCUCUAUCCUCACCAUCCUCAUCUGGCUCGCCUCAGCCCAGCACGCCGCCCUCAACUUCGGCCAGUACCCAUACAAUGGAUACGUCCCCAACCGGCCGCCGCUGAUGAGGCGGCUCGUGCCGAGGGAAGUGGACCCGGAGUACCGGAACUUCGUCCAGUCGCCGGAGAACUACUUCCUGACGUCGAUUCCCAGCGUGCUCCAGGCGACCAAGUUCAUGGCGGUCGUCGACACGUUGUCGACGCACUCGCCGGACGAGGAGUACCUGGGCCAGCGGCCGCACCAGUCGACGUGGAGCGCGGACCUGGACAUGAUCGAGGCGUACUACAAGUUCGCGGCUGAGAUCCAGAAGAUCGAACGGGUCAUCCAGCACCGGAAUUCGGAUCCGAACCUUCGGAACCGGUGCGGCGCCGGCGUGCUUCCUUAUGAGCUCAUGACGCCAAGCUCCGAGUCGGGGGUCACCGGAAGGGGCAUCCCCAACAGCGUCACAAUUUGAAAAGGUCCAGAUCCAACCAAGAGAUUCUUUUAGCGAGAUAUAAAAGAUAAACCAAAUUAAAUAAGCACUGUGCUUAAUUGGUAAUUUAUGAUGUAAUUAUGUAAUUUUGUACUAUAAUAAUAAGAUUUAUUUCAUAUUGUCUCUACCAAAA